AAAGUCUAGGGUUUUCAUCCCCCUGCAGUCCCCGCGGCUUCUCCCAUGAUAUUUGGUAAACGUCAUGCCUUUUGUAGUGUGGAUGAUCGGAUGAUCGUACACAUGGUCGUUGUUGAGUUGUCUGAUGUGAACUUUUUUCAGUUGAUCAUCAGCGAAGAUAUAAUUUGCAAUGGGAAAGGGAAAGCUUAUACUGAUAUGCCAAUCUGGCGGUACCUUUAUCACAAAUGACGAUGGGUCCUUGUCAUAUACUGGAGGAGAGGCAGAGGCUAUUGACAUCAACCAUGAAACAGUAUUUGAUGAUCUCAAGUUUAAAUUAGCUGAAAUAUGGGAUUUAGACUAUACAUCUUUGUCUAUCAAAUACUUUCUUCCUGGAAAUCGGAGAACACUUAUCAAUUUAUCAAAUGACAGAGACCUAAAGAGAAUGUAUGAUUUCCAUGGAGAAUCAGUGACGGCGGAUGUUUUUGUGACAGGGAGAAAGGGAUUUGAUCAGGUAGCCUUUGACAUGCAUCAUAACAGGGCAUGUGGGAUUAAAGUGGCUGAAACUGUGAUUGCAACUGUCGCAUCUCAACCUGCUAUGACAAUGCCUGUUGCAAUGGAAACAGAAACUGGUACCAUUGAUGAUACUUCCAAACUUGCCCCUGUUGCUUCCAGAGACAACUUAGUAGCUGCCAAGAAAACUACUAAAAGCAGCACCAGAUUGACUGCUAAAUCAAAAAGGUUAACUACUAAAAGCUCCACUAGAGUGACUAGAACUUCGAAACGUUCUCGUGCCUAUAAGAUUGACAGUGAUCCUGGUGCUGCUUGUUCUGUUCGAAAUGCCACUGCUGAUGAUUGUGGCCAUGGCCUAAUAAUAGUUGAUAUGAGCGCUACCCCAGCUGAUACUGUUAAGAAAAGAAGGCGGACUGCAUAUUGGCAAAGUACUCCUAAUGGUCCUACAAUAGUUUCUAUCACUGAGAAUGUUGGGGAGACAAGAAAAGGUACAUCUAGGAGAAGGAAUGUAGAGAGCGACAGUCCUAGUGCAAUAUCUUAUUAUGUGGAGCAGCAAGUAGAGACCGGACCUUUGAUGGAGGAUUCUUCUGGUGCAUUAGUUCUUGCCAAUACUGGUGAUGCUUCUUCAAAGGAGUUGAUUGCGUCAUGGAAAGAUUGUAUUACCGGUGUUGGCCAUGAUUUCAGAGUGUGGUUGAGUUUCGUGAUGCACUGCAAAAAUAUGCCAUUGCACAUCGUUUUAUUGUCAGGUUAAGAAAAAUGACACUAACCGUGCAAGUGGCAAAUGUAUAGCUGAUGGCCUGUUCUUGGAAGAUACAUGCAUUCCU
Molecule: messenger RNA, 1313 nt
Organism: Carica papaya (papaya)
Lineage: Eukaryota; Viridiplantae; Streptophyta; Magnoliopsida; Brassicales; Caricaceae
Molecular function (GO): zinc ion binding; protein binding
Source: RefSeq, a predicted model, not a curated record